Messenger RNA from Silurus meridionalis, 1377 nucleotides. Its product is annotated as apolipoprotein A-I-2-like. Bases 237 to 1022 code for a protein of 261 amino acids. Gene Ontology annotation, cellular component: extracellular region. The record is from RefSeq and is a predicted model, not a curated record. NCBI's taxonomy places the organism in Eukaryota, Metazoa, Chordata, Actinopteri, Siluriformes, Siluridae. Gene Ontology annotation, biological process: lipoprotein metabolic process; lipid transport. Gene Ontology annotation, molecular function: lipid binding. The transcript is spliced from 3 exons.
CUUUAAAAUAUAUACCUCAGUGAGUCUGUAUCAGUAAAGGAACAAAUUAACUACUUAAUGUGCCAAAUUAGAAUAACAGAGUGAUUAACAUGCCAAUUUUAUUAGUUUCUGUGUUUUUUCUUAUUUGGACUAAAUAAGGUGUUUUUUUGCAUUAUUUUGUAAUUAUUGCAUUUAUAAACUUCAUUUACAGUUCUGAGAUGUUGAUUUUUCUUCUUCUUUCUUCUUAGAGAUCCACCAUGAAGUUUGUGGCUCUAGCUCUAGCUGUUCUGCUGGCUGCAGGAUGCCAGGCACGAUUCUUGCAGGCUGAUGCUCCACCAUCUCAGUAUGAGCACAUUAGAUCUGCAGUGGUGACCUACCUCGGCCAAGUUAAGGACACAGCACAGAAAGCAAUUGGUCAUCUCGAUGAUGCUGAGUUUAAGGAUUACAAGGCACGCCUCACUCAGGGCCUGGAAAACAUCGAAACCAUGCUUAAGUCUUCCUCGGAAUCCCUUGCCCCAUUCCGUGAGGGACUCGGACCCCAGAUUGUUGAGUCCUUUUCUGGUGUUCGGGAGAGGAUUUCCAAUGACCUGGAGGAGCUGCGCAAGGAGCUGGAGCCUAAGCGUGAGCAGCUGCGUCAGGUUAUAAAGAAGCAUCUGGAGGAGUACCGUGCAAAGCUGGAGCCUUUGCUGAAGGAGUACUCUGAGAAGAACCGCAAGCAGGUAGAUGAGUUCAAGGCCAAGUUUGAGCCUGUAAUCAAGGAGCUGCAGGAGAAGAUCAGGGUUAAUGUGGAGGAGACCAAGUCCAAGCUGACCCCCAUUGUGGAAACCAUUCGCAACAAGCUGACCAAGGGGCUUGAGGAGCUGAAGGCCACAUUUGGACCACAUGCCCAGGAGUACAGGGAGCAGAUUGAGGGUGCUUUAAAUGAUCUGAAAAAGAAGUAUGAAAGUGGUGAGCUGCAAGCAAAACUCAAGAAUUUGGGUGAGGAGCUUAGGCCCCAGCUAAUUGGUAUCUAUAGCACGAUUGAAAAGUCUUUGAGGUCAUAAGGACUCUCUUCCACCUUUUCGCCCACAGUGCAGUCCUAAUGGCAAUCUUUCCAUAUAUCUUUCCCCACAUGCUGUUAUUAUCAGCUGGGGCUUGUGAGGCCUGUCAUCACCAAGAUCUCUUGCCUCUCUCUUCAAUAUCUCUGCACUUUCCAUUCACCACAUGGGUGGAUGCAAAAACUGGACUUUGCUUUUUAACUUACAACAUGGCAUUCUGUUAAAUCUACUGUAUCCAGCACAUACUAAAGUAAACAUUUUGUGUAACAUUCUUAAAUGUUUGUUUAAUGUUUUACUGUGCUUCACUGUUUUUCGAAAACAACUAAAAUAAAUGGCUUAAUAAAGUAAUUUUACAAAUCAA